This is a messenger RNA of Hypomesus transpacificus, 1851 nucleotides long. RefSeq names its product SPRY domain containing 3 (gene spryd3). Gene Ontology annotation, molecular function: protein binding. Lineage: Eukaryota; Metazoa; Chordata; Actinopteri; Osmeriformes; Osmeridae. The transcript is spliced from 11 exons. Bases 145 to 1422 code for a protein of 425 amino acids. The record is from RefSeq and is a predicted model, not a curated record.
CACACACACACACAGUCUAUUGGGUGUUGUAGUCAUGGGUGUCUGAUGUCACUAAAAAGCGCCGAGCAUUCUAAACUUUUAAAGUCAUAACAAAAGUGAAUGAAAAGGUUAUUUAAAAAAAUGUAUUGACAAACUUGUGAAAAGAUGGAUGACAUAAACCUGCAGUACAGAUUUCUGAAUUGGCGUCGACGCCGGAUCAGAGAUAUCGGUGAGGUGCGAGCCGUGCGCGUUCAGGAGCGCUACAAGAGGAUGUUGAAGGAUGGAGACAUACUCAGUUACCAGGGGAACUCGGAUGAGGUUGGUUGUUACGUGGCUCCCUAUCCUUUAUCAAAGGGAAAUUGCUACUUUGAGGUAACUAUAUUGGACACAGGGGUGAGAGGAACCAUAGCUGUGGGCCUGGUGCCCCAGGGUUACAAGCUAGAUCACCAGCCAGGCUGGCUGCCCCACUCCAUUGCCUACCAUGCAGACGAUGGCAAACUGUACAAUGGCAACCCAGUAGGCCAGCAGUUUGGACCCAAAUGUAACCGUGGUGACAGAAUUGGCUGUGGAAUCUACCUGGAGCCAUCUGAAGCUAGCUUGACAACGGUCUUCUUUACCAAAAAUGGCAAAGAGGUGGGUUCGGCGGUGGUGCCCGUGUCUGCCGAGGGCCUGUUCCCCUCGGUAGGGAUGCACUCCCUGGGGGAGGAGGUGAAGGUGGACCUGCAGGCGGAGUGGGCGACGCAGGAGGACGACAGUCGGAUGAUGGUGGACGGCCAGGAGGACGAGUGGGGACGUCUGCACGACGUCAGGGUGAGCCACACGCUCCUGGAGUACGUGGGGAAGGGGCGGAGCAUCGCCGACGUGGGUCUGGCCCAGGCCCGCCGGCCCCUCACCACACGCUGCCACUACUUUGAGGUGGAGAUCAUCGACGCCGGAGAGAAGUGCUACAUCGCCCUGGGACUGGCCCGGAGGGACUACCCUAAGAACAGACACCCAGGAUGGAGUCGAGGCUCAGUGGCCUACCAUGCAGAUGAUGGGCAGAUCUUCCAUGGCAGUGGGGCUGGGGAUGCCUUUGGCCCUCGCUGUGUAGAGGGUGACAUCAUGGGCUGCGGAAUCAUGUUCCCGCGAGACUACAUCCUGGAUGACGAGGAUGACAUCGAGGAGGACCCGGACCCGGAGCCGCCGGAGGGGGCGGAGAAGGGAGGCUUCCAGAAUGUUCUGUACCAAAACGGCGGGGAGGAGGAGGAGGAGGAGGAGGAGGAGGAAGGAGACGAGAUGGAGCGGGGGAACGAGAGCAGGAAGGUUGUGGCGUUCUUCACCCGGAACGGGAAGCUGAUGGGCCGAAGGCAGGUGGCCGUCCCUCCUGGAGGCCUGUACCCCACCAUCGGGAUGCUGAGCAGCGGGGAGAAGGUCAAAGUGGACCUGCACCCCCUCAGUGGAUGAGCCAAGCCCUCCUGCUGGAGCCCAGCCUGGCCCUGCCCUGCCCUGGCUCGGGGGCAGCACACCCACGGGGGGUCCCACUGUGGGCAGGGACCAACCAGCCAGGACCAAGACCUCUGGCACUGUGGUGACAGGCGCACACAGCAAGCAGAUUUAUGGAGUUGGAGUAGCUUAUGGAUUCGGAUAAAUCCGUGCAAUUUGUUGUUUUAUAAUUUCUCACCAAACCCCUUUUUCACCUCGCCUGUAAAGCGAACAGAUGUGGGCUUCUAAAACAGUGAGCCCUUAAAUUCCUCUCAUGAGGUCUGGCACACUCAGUUUAUUUCAUUUGUCACAACCCCAAGCAUAGCAGAGCCCAGCCAGCACCAGAGAGGGAGAGAGCAAGAGGAAGAGGGGGGAAGAGAGAGAGGAAGAAGGGGAGAGGGAGAGGGAGAA